Portunus trituberculatus (swimming crab) is the source of this 1289-nucleotide messenger RNA. RefSeq lists its product as uncharacterized. The record is from RefSeq and is a predicted model, not a curated record. The transcript is spliced from 5 exons. The coding region runs from base 322 to 984 and encodes 220 amino acids. Lineage: Eukaryota; Metazoa; Arthropoda; Malacostraca; Decapoda; Portunidae.
GGACACAUCCUCCUGAUAGUGACAGUGACAGGUGAUAAAAUGUCAGUGUCCGCCAGCCUGCCAUCCACAUGACAGCGACAGUGCCUUCAGGAGUGGAGGAAAAUAGUAUGCCUGACAGUGACAGUGAAACACAGUGACGUGGGAUGUGCGCGUGCCUGACAUGACAGUGCUGAUUAGUGACGGGGGAGGUGCGCAGCUGACAGUGACAGUGUUAUGACUCCCUCGCGCACAAUGCCGUCCCCGGAAGCAGCUUUAAAAUGAGCGUCACAUGCCAGUGCACGCUCUUAGCUCACGAACUCAGCUCCGACUGUGAAUAUACUUAUGUGUAAAAUAUGCAUGUGUGGAGGGGAGACUCUGUGCCCCAAUAAGACUGAACUGGACACCUGCCUCACCAAACUUAUGCCUCACAUGCCACGCUCCGGCCUGCCUGACAACCCCCGCCAGCUGACCACCAUGUGUAGAGCGUUCAAAGGCGGCAUGAUGUGUGUGGAUCGUUAUACAGCAAAGUGUAUGAGACCAGUGGAACGAGCAAGUCUUGACCUCCACCUACAGGGCGCCCGCUCCACCCUCGCCUUCCUCUGCGAUGACCCAAUAUUCAGAAGAGAGUACCUGUCCCACGCUAAGUGCAUCAGAGAGGUCCGGACAGACUGGGACCGCUGCCACCUUCAGUUCAAACACCUGGUGGGGAAGGAACACUCUAAAUCCAACCUGACACAGACUCAAAGGGAUCAUAACAUUUGCUGCAUCCGCGCGAGGCUUCUCAAGUGUGUUUACGGCACUGGAUUCCUCAAGUGUGGGCGACUCGAGGCCAUAUUCCUGCAGAAGAUGACGGCGACACUCUCCUACAGUGACGUCCACCAGGAGAAGUGCAGACAUGUCACCCUACACGCCUGCUCCAGCGCCCACCACGACGCCCACCCCGCCACUACUCUCAUCACUGUCCUCUCCCUCAUCCUCCUCUCUUGCUUCAAUCUCAUGACGUAGAAUCGCAAUAUUAAGGAAAGAAUAAGAGUCCUCGAGGAUAAUGCGUGGUGAGCCUCCCUCGAGCACUGCUGCUGUGGAGGGAUGUUAAAGUAGAUAGGGACUGAGUGAAUGGUGACAAGAAAUGAAUGGACUGACUGCGCACAAAUCAUUUCUAUUGACUUGCUUUAGAUGGUACUGUUAGAAGGUGAGGUCUCCAACAUGGUACACGCAAGCCUCAGUGAUCAAGACGAAAAACGGUCUUUUUUUUUUUCUUUAUCUCAGGAUGAACACUUUCCCAUGUUGUCAAAAUAGUUCAUCAGUUUUCA